GUCAGUCACCGACGAGGCUUCGCCGCGCGAUUUUCGUUCUCGAGUUGGUCCGGCGACCUUGGGGCUCCAGGCGAGAGUACGCCCGCGAUCGCGGCGAACAACGGUUGUCCGUGGAUAAACACCGCAACUCGACGAGCGUACGGAACAUCAAACUGCCAGAACCGGCGCGCGAAAGUCGACGGCCCGAGGUGGCACGGGUACGAACGCGUGUCAGUGCAAAGUUACGCAGUGGCGUCGCGUCGCUCGGCCCGUUCAGUGAUUUGUUUUGACAUGUGUGUGUUCUGCCAUAUUGGAUUAUCUCAUCGUGCCUCAAGGGCUAUGCGAGCGCGAGUUUCGCAUUAAAGAGAAAAAGAGCUCUCGAGGCAGCGAUGGAUCCUACGAGCAGAGCCGCGUGGAUCAGUUAAGGCCAGGGGCGGUCGAUGCCUGAUGGCGUGGUUUGGAACGCAACGCUGGAGAAAUCCCGCUCCAGAAGGUGACGAUGUACAACGAUCGAUCGAGUUGCUGGACAAAGUGCUCUCCGAGUACGACGAGCACGAGCCAGAGGGUGAAGGCGGAGGAGACGGCGUCGACCAAGUCGGAGGAGGAGGUGGAGGUGGAGGUGGCGGUGGCGGAGGAGUCGACAGAGCUGAAGACGGAGACAGGGACGGGGACGGCGGAGGACGAAGGGGCGCCGGAGACGUUGGGGAUUGUGGAAGCAGCACCGAACCGAGUAUCGGUCUCACACCCGACGACGAGAGUCCGUCCUUAGGACACCAAUCCGAGGACGACGGUUACAUGAGCAUGAAUGGACGGAAAGCGAAAAUGGCCCUGGUAGCGCUGCGUCCGGUUCCAGAUUGUCCAGAGCCGCAGGACCCCACGGCCGGGUUGCCCGCGCAGGAAUUCCCUCCGCCGCCGGAAGAAGCCGAGAGAAUCAUUUCCACCUUGUUACCGAUGGUGUCGCCGGGUAACUCCUCGAAGAGGAGCGGCCGCUCGUCGGAUCGUCGCAACGGUCGCCAGCAGUGGAUGAUCGCCAUGGAAGAUAGUAUACGAGAGGGGACCGGUAGCGCGGUUACCACGCAAACCACGCUUCCAAAAACGCGCCACCAAAGACCAUACGGCUGGAAGAACGGUAAUCCGGAGCCCGUGAAGCUGACCAGCGGACUAGCGCCCAGUCCGCCGAGCAAAUUCGCCAGCCUGCCGUUCGACGGCAAGGUGUCCUUCGGCUGGAUCCCACCGAGGACCAAUCCGAUGGUGUCGGACAGGCACCGCGAGGUGCGUCGUCGCUCUUCGGAAGAGGACGAGGAGGAAGAGGAAGAGGACGACGAAGAAGAAGACGAAGAAGAGGAGGAAGUCGAAGAGGAAGAAGAAGAGGAGGAGGAAGGCCGGUUCAACAGAUUGGACAGGGAAGCCAGGAACCAUCGCCAGAGCUUCGACGAGAAAGACCGCCCGUCGAUCCUGCGCCAGCAGCGGCAGCACGAGAUGAUGAAGUCCAGCAGCGUGGAGGACCGGCUGCUGAUGAACCACGACCGCAGGGUGGACCAGGGGCGCGACAGAAGAAGAAACGACUCUGACUCCAGCGAAGGCCGAUUCUCGAGAAACUCGGAGUCCGAGAGGUCGUCCAUCCCGCGGUCCAGUUCGGUCAGCGUCGAGAGGUUCUCCAUGCGAGCCAUCUGCGACUCGUCCGACUUCUCCAGAGCUAACUCCACCUCGAACUCGAACGAGAGAUUCCACUCGGACUUCUCGAUAGCCGUGGCCAGCGCAGGGUCCAACGACCGUGUCUCCGUGCCAACCUCCGACCCCUUCUCCAUCCGCAACCUGGACUUCGUCUCGUUCUCCCUGCCGACUAGGGCCGACUCCAGCGAGAGAUUCUCCGCGCCGACCUCGGACAGGUGUUCGGAGGAACGGUACUCCGACAUGUUCUCCACUAGGAACUCGGAUUUCUCCACGCGCAACUCGACUGACUUUAGAACGCAGUCCGAGGAGGAACGGUUCUCGGAUGACUCGCUGGAGGAGGCUCUGCCUCCGCCUCCUCCGCCACCUCCUCUGCCCAUAGGCAAGAGACACUCGAUCGCUUGGGAAGUGUCGCUGGAGGACGAUCCUUUGUACGCGCCGGGUAGCACCAAGGUGAUCGGCAGGAGGCGACGCAAGAGCAGCGAUAUGUCCAGCGCCGGAUCCGUGUCCAAGCUGCGCGAUUUUGACGACUGGCAGGAUCAGCGGCUCUCGACGACGGACGACGACUUGAUUUCCCCGUACUCGGACUCGUCGACGAACGAGCUCGACCAGAUUCGGCCGCGGGACCUGACCAAGAACGGCACCUACGUGAUACGCCGCGGCCGAAAGAAGGAACGAAAGGGUUUGCCGAAAGCGCCCACCAAAACCAGGAGCUUGUCCUUCGAGAACGGUGAGGAGACGCGGUUGUCGGACGCGAAACGAUACUCGAGCACCUUCGACAACAUCAGAAGCUUGCUGAGGGAGGGCAAAGUAGAGCCACCGCCACCAUCACAGUUGCCAUCUAACGGACAGUCAGACUUUCCGUCGGCAAUCCCGCCAGACCUGGUCAGAGGCGUCUCUCUGCCAGCCAUCAACGACGAAGUUGGUACACGUGGACAGUUAGAGGUAACUGUGGAGGAGGAAGAGACGUCGGACUUCUCUGACAAGGACAAGACGCGAGACAGAGUCCAGCUGGCUUCUAGAUUGUCGCCUUCCCUCGAGUCCCAGCGUCGCGCGAAGAUCGAGCAGAGCGAGUCCACGAACAGAGUCUUCAUCUCGACGUCGAAGAGCUGCUCGAACAACAGCUGGGGUGGCAGCAACGAUCGAGGGAGGAUAGGCACCUCGAACGCGAUCGAGGAACUGCCGAUGGGCGGCUCGAGAAAGUCGCCUAGCGCCGCUCGUGCUGAUCAUAGGUUGGCCUCUAAAAUCCCGGUGAAUCUGCUGAUCGAGGAGCAGAUCGUGAAAAAGGCCUUAAAGGAGAACCGCCGGCAGCUGGAGAAAGUCAGCGACGCUAUCAAGGAGAUCGAGAGCGUGAAGAAUAGUGAGUCCUACUCGGAGAGCAAGCGAUGGAAGAACGCUGUUGGGGACUCGAAGUCUCUGUCGUUGUCGACCAACAAGAGGAACAGCCUCGAGAUCGAACCGAAAGCGAUCGACGGCCUAACGGAGGCUCGCGGCAGGAAGCGACACGACUCGGACAUCGAGUCCGAUAAUUCGAAGAGCGGCGGCGGGCCCGAGGUGGACUUCGACGGGAGCAGAACGAACGGAGCGGAUAUAGAGGGAGUGAUCUACAGCUCGGAGAGGAGGUCGCGGCAGAAUGGCGUUGUGGAGAGCCACAAAAAUGACCAGAAACAAAUUGAGAAUGUUAUCGACGCGAUACUCGAGGAUUCGAAGAAUCCGGAGUUUCAGGUGAACGUCGAGGUCCUCGAAUUUCCUCCGUUGCCACCUUCGCCGGUAGAGGAGGCGGACGAGGAGAAUUCGGACAUAGGGCAGAGCGGCGGUGCGGUCGCGCCUAGACCCAAGGCUCACAGCAGCAACCGAACGAUGGAGUACAGACCCAGGGUGCCGCCGCAUCGCGGGCCAUCGGCCUGUAUCGCCAGCGACUCAAAAGACCAUCAAUCUUCCUUGAACACCAGAUCCAUGGACGCCGGAUACUCUCGCGGUAGACGCACGCCCGGGACUGCCACCAGUUCCAGGCGAGAGCAAAUACCUGCAGAGCGACGGACUCUACCCACGGAUUUACCCGGGCCGUCUCGCCGGCGGCCAUUGACCAAGCGGCACUCGCCGUUGACGGAGCCCUGCUCGAGCUCCUCCGGCAGCGGCAGCAACGGCAACGGCAACGGCAACGGAAACGGUAACGGCAAUGGCAACGGCGGCGUCGCCGGCGGCGCGGCCAAUGGAAUAGGAGGCUCCGUCUGCGGCACCACCGGCGCGACCAGCGGUAACGUUUCGGCAGGUUCCGGAAUGCAGACGUCCUGCUCGCUGCCGGAGACACCGGUGUUCACCAGAGGCAGCGACAUACCGAGGACGCCCCAGCACGCGAGCAACCCGACGCAAACGCGCCGGCAACCUGGUUGGUACGCUCCGACCACGUCUACCACUGGGUAUCGGAGAAACAAUCCGGGUUUGGAACAGGCGAUCAUCGGCACGGAGCUGCUGCGGCUGGCCGGCGGGCCGAAUCGCGGUUGGUAUCCGACGAGGAAGGCGAAUCAGCCGCGGCCGGCAUCGAUCGAGCACCUAGAGAGGUUAAACAACGCGUUCGACGCUCGGCUGACCGGACCCGGCGAUCAAAGGAAACCCCUGACUCUGCCCACGAACAUCACACCGAACAAAUACUUCGGCCAAAGUAAGCACAGCUCCUCCUCCAGCACUCGCGAGGCGCUACGGAGGGUCACUAGCUUGCUCAUCAAGAAAGGAAACGGAAGCAACAAGGACGGCAAGGGCGCGAAGGAUGCGUCGACUUCGUGCGGAGGUCCCUACGCCGCGGCCGAGUGCAGCGACGCGCCGAAGAAGAAAGGGUUCUUCAAGGGUUUCUGGAAGAGGUCGCGGCAUUACUCGCUGGAAAACCAAUAGCCCAGGUGCGGCAGGUUGACGGGCCAGCAACGGCACAGGCACGUGUCGAGGCAACAGCAGCACUCUUACCGGCAGCAACGCGUCGCCACCGACACCCUGGCGAACAGUCCUUGCUGCUGCGUCGUCCAGUAGCGAAUCUCGAUCGAAUCCCGGAGGACAACGCCGGUCUCCCUCCUCGCGCGGUUCCAUCGACCCAUCAGGAUCAACUUGCGAUGGCGACAGCGACGAUCCCUGCGACUGCGACCACUCCGACUUCGAGAUCGUGCGUCCGUCACACCGACACCGAGACCCGAACCUCUAGACCCAGAGUUCGAGGGAACGUGUACCACUUUUUGCCACGGGUAAAUCCACUUUUCCGUAAGCCUUUCAGUUUCGACCGACUGUACCUAUCAUCAGUUUCUUCUAUCGCGUUUAGCCUCGGCUUCCGUUUCUUUUCCCGCGACCAGGAAACGACUAGCAGUAUUCCGAAGGCCAUCGUACACGUUGAAACCUGCGGAGAUAGGUUUGAGUCUCCCAAAGUUUCACGAUACAUGAUGCACUCGAACAGAAAGUGAAAAAUCCUCGAACCUUUCACUUGUAACGAUGGGUUCGAGUUUUUCAAAGUGUCUUGGUACAUGUUGUGCUCAAACAGAAAGCGAAAAAUACUCGAACCCAUCACUUGUAACGAUGGGUUUGAGUUUUUCGAAGUUUCAUGAUACGUGAUGCACUCGAACGGGAAGUGAAAAGUACUGGAACCCAUCGCUUGUAGCGAUGGGUUUGAAACUUUCAGAGUCUCAUGGUACAUAUUGCACUCAAACAAAAAGGUUGAAACCCAUUGUAGGUAGCGAUGAGUUUGAGUCUUCCAAAGUUUUAUGAUACAUGUUGCACUUGAACAAAAAGUGAAAAAGGCUCAAACCCAUCGCUUGUAGCGAUGCCUGCAUCAACGCAUGUUUCAGCGUGUAUGGAGGACCUUAAGGGGUUGCUUUCGAAAAGUAAGUUACACUCAGAUGAGGAAGGGUGGAAUAUUUAAUGUUUCAGGAUGUUCUUUUUUACCUGAAUUUAAUUUGCAGAAUAUUCUUCUAGGCGAUCCUCAUUUUUUCUUGGUUAAUAUAUUUUAUAUAUAAUUACAUAAUUUCUGUAUAUGCAUAAUCUCUUGGAUAUAGCUUUAGAUCUUGUAUGUCUUCGCUGAAAGUUUCAGUUUGAAAUGGUUCGUUGUUAUAUUGUUUUUUUCAAGGUUUUGUUCUAUUUAUUGGGAAAUAUCGAAAUUGCGAGAUUUAUUAAUUAAAUAGAUUCUCCUAGGGAGAAUGUUGUUAUUUGAUAUAGAAGUUGAAUUGUUUAUGAAUUGGAAGACUUUGAUGUUAAUGGACUCGAUAUUUUAUUGACAGAAUAUAAUUCAAUCACGACGAUCUGUCAUAUCUAAAAUAAAAAAUUACAAGCAAGUAAUUUAAUUAUUCAAAUAACAGAUCAAUUUAUAGUUUUCUUCUUUCCUAGUGUUCUAGUGUUUUACACAUAAUCUUCUUAGGCAAAUUGUUUGUAACGUUUCAAAAAAUCAUCCUUAAAUAGUUUACCAUAGAAUGAAAGACAAAUGCAACAUCAAGAAUAUGAUUUCUGUCGACAACACUCUCCUCAUUUUCUCUUAUUUUCUUUACAAUCAACUUACAAAAAUCAAUAUUUAUCUAAUUUAUAAACAAACAAAACUUUCGAUAAAAUUUGAAUGAAGUUGCUUUUGGAACAUUUACAUAAUCAUUACUAAAAUCAUUAUUUGAGCCCCUCAAUGAGCAAAUCGAUAACUCCACAAGACAAAAAGUAGAGAAAAGUGAUGCAACAGUUAUAUAUUAAUUGUUAAAAUUUCUCUUUAACUGCAAAAUCAAAUAAUCAUUGUAGAAUACAUUUUACUUUACUAUUACAGAUGUAGUUUAGAUCUAUGAAACAUUUAAAAUGCAUAAAGUAAUUUAUUCUUGAAGUAAUUUUUAUUAUCAUUGCAAUUUUUACACGGCCUAAAAGACUUUUCAUUAUUUCAUGGUACCACACCCUGUUCUAAUUUUUAUUUCAAAUACAUAAACUUAAGAACCAAUAAAACGCUUUAGUGAUAAAAUUUUUAAAACUCAAAAACUGGAAUUAAUCGAUUCAGCCAGAACUCUAAUUUCAAAAUUAACACUAAAACUACCAAGCAGUUAAAUUGAUCACAAAAUUCCUCUAUAAAAACUCCAGGAAUGCCUCUAUCGAGACUGCAAUCGAUUCACAAUUCAUUAUACGUAUUCCUAAAUCAAUUUCUCUAACAAUUUCUCACAUCAAAACAUCUGUUAUCUUUUCAAUAAUUGCAAAAUGAAGAAAUCAGGAAUAAGUCAUUUUGUCUGGUAGUUUCAGUGUUAAAUAUAACCCCUUCCAUACGACGACUGAGACUCAUGAUGAAGAUUUCUGGAUCAAUUUACCAAAACUCAAUGUUGUUCAUCUCCCACGAAUCAAAGCAAAAAUCUAUUUUGCUAUUAUUAAUGUAUUAUCUUCAAAUGAAAUUUCCACUUGAAGUAGAACAGAAAAUUUUGUUACAUUUCUUCAAACUGUCGAUAGUAGCUACACGUGUUCAAUAACGAAAGUAAAUAAUACGCCAAAGGGUUAAUUAUUAGAUAUUUGAAAAAAUCUUGGAAAUAAAUAAUAACAGGCGAUAAGUUCCAAGCAAGUGUAACUUACUUUUCGAAGGUCCCCAGUAAAUACACGCGUCAUCGAUGGGAUCGAACGGUCCGUUCGCACAACUAGACACUAGCCGUGAUAGAGGCUCGCUCUUCCAGGCUGCGCGCGAGUGCUGAAACGGUUAGGUCUCGAGCUAACCGUACGACGUUUCAACUGCGUUCGCUUUCCCAGAUAAUCGCGUUCGAAAUAAGGUCGACCGGUUGAUUCGCAGUGCCAGGAAAACGCACCGACACCACCCCUGCCUCGUCGCGUUCGAGGCAGCACCUUUCUCUUUCGUUCUCAUCUUCCGUUCUACCGUUUUCCGUUUUUCUUUUCUUUUCACACGCUACACGAAGAGAUUCUAGGUAAUCGUUUGCUUUCAGAGGCACUACGUUGGAUGACCUUGACCUUAACACUUUUUGUCGAGGACAUUACUCUGAAUUGCUUUUCCUAGUAACUUCUGUUUACUCGUUCUAGUGACUGGUGGUCUGUUAUGGUUUUCGAGGUAUUUGUAAAUAAGUGAUUUUGCUGGUAUAUGUCAUUUCUUCGACAUUCGUGGAAAAAUCUCUCGUGGUCUGUAUAGUUUUUGAGAUAUUUGUAAAGAAAUGGUUUUGGUGGUUUCUCGUGAGUAUUUGUGAAAAAUGGUUCUGGCGGUAUAUGUAAUCUUUUACGUUUUGGUGGUUUCUUGUGAUUUUUGAAGUAUUGUGAAAACGUUUCUGGCGGUCUGCAUAGUUUUUGAGGUAUUUGUAAAAAAUGGUUUUGGUGGUAUACGUAAUCUUUUAGAUAUUCGUGGAAAAAUGUCUCGUGGUCUGUAUAGUUUUUGAGAUAUUUGUAAAGAAAUGGUUUCGGUGGUUUCUUGUAAUUUUUUAGGUAUUUGUAAAAAAUGAUUCUGGUGGUCUGUAUAGAUUUUGAGGUAUUUGUAAAAAAUGGUUUUGAUGGUCUAUAUAGUACUUGAGAUAUUUGUAGAGAACGUUCCAGAAUUUUGGUAAGAAGAAGGAGCGUGGUUUAAUAAUAAAAUAAGAAAUAUAAAAAAACGAAGUGGAAACAUUAUUGAGUGCUAUCCACACGUGUGAAACGCAAGUAUCAUUAAAUUUGCCAGUUGGCUAAAGAGCCAGUUGUAAAUGUAACGUAGAGGAAAAGAAAGGAAAAUAGAAAUUUUGGUAAUUGAAGAUGUUUUUGGAAAAAGGAUCUAUGGAUUCGUGAGGUCCUCCUUUGAUAAAUCGUGUAAUUGUAAGUUAAUCAACUAUCAUACGUUUAAGAAUAUUUUUGUAAAAUUUCAUUUUUAUGACCUACGUAAUUAAUGAUUCAAACAUAUCAAUCUAGUGAGGAAGCUAAAACUAACAUUUCUAACGUGAUUUAUUCGAUUCGUCAUUUCAUUUUAAACAUUCUUAAUUACUUCCAAUCAGUAUACCCUACCGAGUUCGAUGACCUUGGAAUAUAUUUUCAAGGACACAAAUGCAAAUCACUAAAAAAUAUAUUCAAUAUUACAUGCAGAUUAUAAAAAGAUUAUAAACUGUGUUUAGCAUUUGUUAUUAAUAAUAAAUUGAAUAAUUAAGCCGUUCAUUGAUUGCAUUAGUUAACAGCACAAAACAAACGGUCCAGAAAAAUAAUGUAAUGUACACAUCGAUUUUUCAAAUUUUCCUUUACAUGCAAAAUCGAAUGCAUCGAAUAACAUAUCCUUGAAAUAAUCUUCAUUAUUAUUACAAUCUCUGUAUGAAAGGAAUUCUUAUUUUCUCCUUGCACCAAACCCAAUAACAAAUGCAUAUUAAACAUUAAAUUGAAUGUCGAUUGAACCCUUUGGCAACAAAUUCAAACAAGUUCAAAAAGGUGAGAACCUGAUCAACCAGAUUAACCAGUUUAUUCAACAGCCGUAUCAACCAUCAAUUAUACUCACUCUCUAUCUAUUAACAAAUCCAAGUACUCGUCAAACGUAACCUCACUUCAACCUAAUCGUAACCCACAACUAGAAAGAAUACAUAACGCGCUAAAAAUAUUUCCACGAACAUCCACGAGUAUCUCGAAAACUAUAAUAGACCACCGAUUAGGUCUAUUAGGUUAUCAGGAAGAGUAACUCAGAACCGUGACCUUGACUAUACGGAUCAAGGUUAAGGUCAGCGCCGCGACGUGUCCCUGAAAGUAAAUAUUUACCGAUUCCAGAUAACGAAGUAUUAAUUAUCUCGUAUCCGAUACAGUCCGUAUAUUUUAUAACGUCGUCGACGUUGUGCGUAGACGAUGCGACGACGACGAACGGAUCCGUUCGUCGUAUCGCAGCCAAACACACACAAAAACAAAGCCACA
Molecule: messenger RNA, 9483 nt
Organism: Nomia melanderi (Alkali bee)
Lineage: Eukaryota; Metazoa; Arthropoda; Insecta; Hymenoptera; Halictidae
Biological process (GO): actin filament-based movement
Cellular component (GO): actin filament
Source: RefSeq, a predicted model, not a curated record